Molecule: messenger RNA, 1439 nt
Organism: Erigeron canadensis
Lineage: Eukaryota; Viridiplantae; Streptophyta; Magnoliopsida; Asterales; Asteraceae
Product: probable protein phosphatase 2C 24
Exons: 4
Coding region: 76-1281 (401 amino acids)
Biological process (GO): protein dephosphorylation
Cellular component (GO): cytosol; nucleus
Molecular function (GO): protein serine/threonine phosphatase activity; cation binding
Source: RefSeq, a predicted model, not a curated record
UAUGUGAUGAUUUAUAUUAUAUGUAUAAUUGAGUAGUUUAUAUUGUUUUUUGGUGGUGGUGGUGGGGUAAAAAAGAUGGCGGAGAUAUGUUGUGUGAGUAGUGAAAACGAGGCCUCGCCGAACUGCGAAAAGAAUUCGCAGUCGGCGAGGCGAAAACGGAUGGAACUUCGACGUGUGAAGUUCUCUCCGUCUCUUGAAAUAGAGAACGGGGUGAAGCAGGCGAGACUGACGUCAAUUAUCUCGCCUGCUUCUUUCUCCGGUUUCGAUUCUGAAUCGAAACUGAAAAGUGUUGGUAAUAAUGAUGCGGUUGAAAAUUCACCUUUAGUUGGUACUGUUUUAAGACCUUUCGGGUCGGUUGUUUCUCUUGAAUCUCAAACGUUACCGAAAUUCGGUGUCGCUUCGGUUUGUGGAAGAAGGAGAGAUAUGGAAGAUGCUGUUGCUAUUCAUCCUUCUUUUUUAACAACAGAUUUUGAUGAUCAUGCUUCUAAUUUGCAUUAUUUUGGCGUGUAUGAUGGUCACGGUUGUUCUCAUGUGGCAACAAGGUGUAAGGAUAGAUUACAUUUAUUGGUGAAAGAAGAAAUGAACAAAACAGUUGAGACAUUAGAAUGGACUAAAACAAUGGAAGAAAGCUUUAGUAAAAUGGACAAGGAAGUAAUUGAUUGGAACCAUGGUACGGCUGGUGGAAAUAAUUGCCGGUGUGAGCUUCAGGCUCCGGAGUCUGACGCAGUUGGAUCAACCGCAGUUGUUGCCAUCAUCACUCCUGAUAAAAUUAUAGUCGCCAACUGUGGCGACUCAAGGGCAGUGCUUUGCCGAAAUGGUAAAGCAGUGCCCUUGUCAAACGAUCACAAGCCGGAUCGUCCAGACGAGCUAAACCGGAUCCAGGCGGCUGGUGGGCGAGUUAUAUAUUGGGAAGGGGCAAGAGUUCUUGGAGUUCUAGCCAUGUCAAGAGCCAUCGGUGAUAACUACUUGAAACCUUAUGUGUGCUGUGAGCCGGAGGUGACGAUUACAGACAGGACAUCAGAGGAUGAGUGUUUGAUAAUUGCAAGCGACGGAUUAUGGGACGUGGUGUCAAAUGACACAGCUUGUGGAGUGGCAAGGAUGUGUUUGAAAGGGAAGAAACCAUCCACAAACAUGAUGAAUGCAGUGCAAAACGAAGAGCCUGGGUCGGAAAAUUGGGAUAAAGCGUGUUCUGAUGCCUCGAUGUUGCUAACGAAGUUGGCAUUGGCACGGCGAAGCGCGGAUAAUGUGAGCGUGGUGGUUAUUGAUUUGAGGAAGAAAUGAAAAUGCUCGAUCAUUACUAUUAGUCAACGCUUUUAGACUUUUGGACCUGAAAACGGCAAAAGGAAAAGUUUGGGGGAUAGAAAUGAAAUUUUCUUUUCCAUCAUUUAAGUUUAGAUGAUUGUAAUUAUUUUAAUCAAUUAAUUGGUGGUGCUUUCUUA